This is a messenger RNA of Linum tenue, 1732 nucleotides long. Lineage: Eukaryota; Viridiplantae; Streptophyta; Magnoliopsida; Malpighiales; Linaceae. The record is from the annotation of a GenBank genome assembly.
AUGGAAUUUGGCUCCAUUUUCAAAAAUCGAAAACCAUUUCUUUUAGCUCUCUCCGCCGUCGCUCACUUCCCCGCUUCCUCUCCUCCCGGCUCCCGCCGUAGCAAUCGAAAAAUGGCCGAUAUCGAACCUCCGUCCUUCUCUCUCGGCUUCGACCUCGAUUUUGACGCCGAGCCUGAACCGGAAAUCCCUCCACCGUCGCCUCCCCGGCCGACGAGCAGCUGCCGACUACCGCCCGAAGAACACGAUGAAGACGGGGCUUUCGAAGCUUCCGUCGCCAUGGAUUCCGAGGACGAGCAACAAAAUGGGGAGGACAAGCUGACGACGCCUCCGUUUUCGCGUCACACAAUCCUCAAGCGCCUGAGGCGAGGACCUGCAAUUAAGGAGCCGAGAACGGGAAAGAGUUCCAUUCCCUGUGUGAAUGCCGACGAUGAUAUUGAAGAUUUCUCUUCCGACGACGGCGACGAUUUUGUCGCAGAUUUGCUUCCGUCAAGACAGCACAGCUCUGUAUGCAGCAGUGGUUCAAAAGUUACGCUUCGUGGAUCCGGAGUGUUAACCGGUCAAUCAUCAAGGCAGUCGUCAGUGGCAAAGGGAAAGGGGCUGGCUUUCAAGACACCAGCUUCAUCAAGCUUAGAGACGGGUCAUAGUGGGUUGGUGUUCCCGAAGUUGACUACCAGUCCUCUCAGAAGAUUUCAGCUGAUUGAUUCUGACGACGAGCCUACUCUCAUUGGCAAUAACGUGAACAGAAAGCCUGAACGUGUCGGGUCACAAUCCGCUGAGCAUAGUGGAAAAUCAUCAGGGAACAAUCGAAGGAUCGAGGACCUGUGGAAGGACUUCAGUCCGAUGCAGAAUGUUCGGAUUGCAACACCUGCUUUAGAUGACUUCUGCAACGAGUACUUCCAGUCUGUUAAAGAUAAGGAUGCUGCCGCGAAUAGACGUGAAACUCAACGAGCAGGUCAUGAUCCGAAUCGAAAUGCCAUGGGGGAGUUUGAGCAAUGCUGGAACGUAGAUGACCCUCUUCCUCCAGCCCAUCACUAUUUCUUCAACGAUGAUGCCAGGAUUCGGAGCAUAGUACACGACCGGUUGCCCCAUUUCUUCCCCCUUGGCGUGGUUAAAGCCCGAGGGAAUCUGCUGCCAAGUGAAUCAGUUAUCGACUACAUGAGUCAAUUUGGGGGAACCCCUCAAGACAAGGGAACUGGCGGAAGCAACAUGGACAAGGGAUCAACAAGCAAAGGAAGAAAGAGAGCAAGGAAAUCCGAUGCUAAAGGAGCUGCUUCUCAAGGUUGGGUGGACCCUAGAACCAGUGCAGGUCUCCCAAAGGAUGCCGGUAAACGACGAGUUCAGGCAAGUGGUCAAGCUGCUGCUGGUCAUUGGUUUACAUCUCCAGAAGGAAGAAAGGUAUAUUCCACGAGUUUACCUUCAUGUUCUCAAGCUUUCUUGUGCUGCUCGCGAUUUGUAAGUCUCUCCCUCCCACUGCAGGUUUAUGUCUCCAGAAACGGUCAGGAGCUUACUGGGCAAGCUGCAUAUAGACAUUUCAAAAGGGAUAGUGGAGGAUACAGAAAGACUAGAAAGAAAGCCACCAGCAAGAGAAAGAAAGCUUGAAGCUUGGGGAACUAUGUAGCAUCCAAUUCGAUUCUCUUUCCAUUCCCAUACUCAUAAUUUCCUGUCUCCAGAAAGUCGGAAACUUUUCAGUGAUGUCAUUUGUUUAUAGAGUUGUGCACAAAUGGGCAAGAAG